Molecule: messenger RNA, 1080 nt
Organism: Thlaspi arvense
Lineage: Eukaryota; Viridiplantae; Streptophyta; Magnoliopsida; Brassicales; Brassicaceae
Source: the annotation of a GenBank genome assembly
AUGGAAGAAGCAGUGGCGUCGAGGUACUGGUGUCACAUGUGCUCACAAACUGUGAAUCCAGUAAUGGAAGCUGAGAUCAAGUGCCCCUUUUGUCAAAGCGGGUUUGUCGAAGAGAUGGAGGAGGAGCAAGAUUCUUCAGAGACCAAUGAUCAGAGAGCAAACAAUUCCCUUUGGGCUCCCAUCUUGAUGGAAAUCAUGAAUGAUCCUACGCGUCGCAGAAGGAACCGGAGUGUUGAGUCUGUUGAAGAUAACCAGAACGCGGCAGAGAGUCUUGAGAGUGACACUGCAAAUGGUAGAGAAACCGAUUUGGACUCGCAGCUUCAGGAGAUUAUCAGGAGGAGGAGAAGACAUUCCGCCGCCGUUUUGCAAUUGCUUCAGGGGAUCCGAGCUGGUUUAACAGCUGAAUCUGAGGAUAACGGGGAUAACAAUCCGGAUAGAGACAGAGAACGCGUGAUCUUGAUCAAUCCGUUUAACCAGACCAUCACGGUUCAAAGCUCUGUUGAUGCUGAUUCUGUGCAAGCUGGCUCUUUAGGCGACUAUUUCAUCGGUCCUGGAUUCGAAGCGUUGCUUCAGAGGUUAGCAGAGAAUGAUCCCAACAGAUACGGAACUCCUCCAGCUCGAAAAGAAGCUGUUGAGGCUUUGGCUACUGUGAAGAUCCAAGAGACUCUGCAGUGUUGGGUUUGUUUAGAUGACUUUGAGAUUGGAACCGAGGCGAAACAGAUGCCGUGUAUGCACAAGUUUCAUGCUGACUGCUUGCUACCAUGGCUUGAGCUCCACAGUUCUUGCCCGGUUUGUAGACAUCAGUUACCUGCGGAUGAAACAAAGACUGAUUCAGGAAGGACAGAAACAAAUGAUGACAAUGGGGUCAGUAAUGCUUCUGCUACUACAAGCAGCCAUGGAACUGAGAGCAGCGAUGGAAACCGCCAUGAAGAUGAAGAAGAAGAGGAGGAAGAGGAAGAAGAAGAAGAGGAGGAGGAGAAUGAUGAUGAUACUACGAGCGGAUUCUCGAUCCCGUGGCUGUUUGGCACAUUGUUCUCGUCGUCCCAAGAUAGCAGCAAUCCAUCGACGGGUACAAGCUGA